AUAUGGCCGACUCCUGAGUGUGUGUUAUUGUGUGUUAUAGGUUAACUAUGAGUAAACGGUAAAAACAGUUAGUAUUCGCUUGAUUUAUAAACAAAUUCUUGUAAUACAGUCAAAGAAAAAGUGUACAGUGCAUAAGAAGACAACGUCGAACGACGAAAGAUGGGUGUACCAGCAUUUUUUCGGUGGUUGAGUAGGAAGUAUCCUUCCGUAAUCGUUGAAUGCAUCGAACAGAAGCCGGUGACUACGAAUGGUGUGCGUGUUCCUGUGAAUUCGUCAGACCCAAAUCCAAAUGGAGUAGAAUUCGAUAACUUAUAUCUUGAUAUGAAUGGUAUUAUCCAUCCAUGCACUCAUCCAGAAGACAAACCAGCACCGAAAGAUGAAGACGAAAUGAUGGAAGCUAUUUUUGAAUGCAUCGAUCGUCUAUUUCGUAUCGUGAGGCCUAGGAAAUUGCUUUAUAUGGCCAUUGAUGGAGUUGCGCCUAGAGCCAAAAUGAAUCAACAGAGAUCAAGAAGGUUUAGGGCAUCGAAGGAAACAAGUGAAAAAAUUAAUGAAAUAAAUAGAAUACGUUCAGAACUGUCUCUUAAAGGGGCUUCUUUACCACCAGAGAAACCUAAAGAGGACCAUUUUGAUAGUAAUUGCAUUACACCGGGCACACCGUUUAUGGCAAGGCUAUCGAAAUGUCUGCAUUAUUAUGUACACGAUCGUUUAAACAAUGAUCCAGGUUGGAGAAACAUAAAAGUAAUUUUAAGCGAUGCGAACGUACCAGGCGAAGGAGAACAUAAAAUAAUGGAUUUUAUACGUAGACAAAGAGCCCAACCCGAUCACGAGCCUAAUACGCAACACGUUCUGUGUGGAGCGGACGCUGAUUUAAUUAUGUUGGGUCUCGCAACGCAUGAACCGAAUUUCACUAUAAUUCGUGAAGAAUUUAAACCGAACAAACCCAGACCGUGCGACAUAUGCGGUCAGUUAGGACACGAAAUGAAAGAGUGUACGGGUGCAGAGGCUCCUCCAAAAGAGGAAGAGAACGCCUUUGGAGCCGAAUGCCAGUUCAUAUUUGUGCGAUUAAAUGUACUCAGAGAAUACUUAGAGAGAGAAUUACAAAUGCCUAAUCUACCGUUUAAGUACGAUUUCGAGCGGGCUGUCGAUGAUUGGGUGUUCAUGUGUUUCUUCGUAGGAAAUGAUUUUCUGCCUCACCUACCAUCUUUGGAGAUUAGAGAAGGGGCAAUUGAUAGACUUGUUAAUUUGUACAAGAAAACAGUAUAUAAGACAGGAGGAUUCUUGACAGAUAGCGGAGACGUUAAUUUGGACAGAGUUCAGAUGAUUAUGUCUGAACUUGGCGACGUUGAAGAUGAAAUUUUCAAGAAAAGGCAACAGAAUGAAUUAGCUUUCAAGCAACGCGAAAAAGUCAAGAAAAAUAGGAUGAUGGCGAUCAGCAAUUACAAACCAAAAUGGCUUCCUACCGGACAGUUUGCCCCCACUGCCGUAGGCGAACGAGUUAAACCAGUAGAAAACGCGCGUUACGAAGCUUAUCAGAUGCGCGUUCAAGGUAGAAACUAUAGUACAUCAGCUGACCACGCAAAAGGAAAUUCCAAUGAAGCUCUAGAGAGUAUGAUUCGUCCCGAGAAUUCAUCUAAUAAAGGCCGAAAACGGACAAUCGAAGAAGUUGAAAAGGAUGAUUCAGAUGACGAUCAAGCACACGACGAAGUAAGGUUAUGGGAAGAUGGUUUCAAAGAUCGUUAUUACGAAUCGAAAUUUGACGUAUCGUCAGAUAACUUACAGUUCAGAAAUAACGUAGCUCUACAAUAUGUACGCGGUUUGUGUUGGGUCUUGCGAUAUUAUUACCAAGGUUGCGCGUCAUGGAAGUGGUAUUUUCCCUACCACUAUGCUCCAUUUGCUAGCGAUUUCAUAAACAUCGGCGGCUUAUCCACGGAAUUCGAAAAAGGAACCAUACCCUUUCGUCCAUUAGAACAAUUGAUGGGCGUGUUUCCGGCAGCUAGUAGCAAGCACGUCCCCGAGCCAUGGGCAAAAUUAAUGAGCGAUCCGAAAUCACCGAUCAUUGAUUUCUAUCCCGAAGACUUUAAGAUAGAUUUGAAUGGCAAGAAAUUUGCCUGGCAGGGAGUCGCCCUGCUCCCGUUUGUCGACGAAAAAAGACUGUUCAAGGCUUUAGAACCGUACUACGAAUUCCUGACAGAAGCAGAAAUAAAACGAAACGUUCGCGGUGACGACAGAUUAUACGUUGGACUCGGCAACGGUAAUUACAAUUUUAUAAAAGGACUUUACGUGAAUCGCGUAGCAUUCGACGCGGAGACUCCGAUAAGCUUCGACGGAAUGCGCGGAACGGUUUUACUGGCUGAGGAUUGCGUAGGGGACGGGGCCACUUUACCAUCGCCAAUAAAUGGGCCACCGGUCAGGAAUAACAAAGUCUAUUGCGUCAGAUUUAGGGAUCCAAAGUACGGCACUAACUUCAUCUUCCCUGCGAGGAGGUUGAAGGGCGCCAAAGAACCACCCAGAGUUCUAAAACCCCAAGACUUCGAGCAAAUGAACCGCAAUUCUGGCAACUCGUGGAAGCCGCAGAUUGGUUUCACUCCCGCUACUCAGUCUGCAUCUCUGAGCGACGCAGGACGCAGGAUACUUGGGCAUUAUACGAAUCACAACAGAGUGCCGCCCCCGUACGGGCCGAUGUCGACACCGCAGAACGUCUACUCGGCGCAUCACGGUUACCAGAGCUCCGACUACCAAAGCGGGGGUUACGAGAGCGCUGGAUCGAGCCAGGUCGGCUCCGUGCCUGGACCAUGGGCAAGGGGCUACGGCGCCACACCCCACGCCUAUCAGCAGCCACGUUAUCAGCACCCGGAAUACGCGCAGCGCAACAACUACAGCACUCAGCAGUACGGCCGGAACAAUUAUCAGAAUUCACAGUACAACAAUAGCUAUCAUCAGCAACGGAAUUAUUCGUCCAAUUACCAGGGAAACGGUAGCGGAAGCAGCGGCAACAGGGGAGGGUGGAGACGGUAGACGUUGGAACACCAUCGUGUUCGUCGUCGCGGUCGCAAGGUCAGGUUUAUGGGAAAGAUUCACGUUCGCGCGGUCGCCUAGGAUCGCGAAAGCAUCGUUAGGACCAGGAGUAAUCGUCUCGUGGCGAGCAAUAAAUGACCGCACUGUUCCGUAUCCGUUCACCUAACGGAGCCUUUUAAACGUGCAAUACGCAUCGAUUCCCCGAUGUUCUUCGGAUCACGAGCGUUACGUUUCGUACACAUCAUUUUCAACGAGAUUAUCGUGAACGUUCCUCGAUGAAACGUUAGCAACAUUUAGGCAAUCGAAACGCCGUGAAAUGGAGUCGAUUUGUACCCUUCUUGCAUCGAUCCUGAUAUCCUUCCCUUGUACGUCGUAAGGAGACCGAUCGAUCGUUACCAGGUUUCGCUGCGAAGCACGACAUUGCAAAGAAAUGAUUCCAUUCCACGGCGCGCAAAACGGAUGCACGACGCGGCCAGUGCAGGCAGUUAUUACUCACGAGUUAGCGGCGUAAGAGUGUAUCGAAUGAUGUAAUUUUAUAUGAACAUUUGUGUAGGCAAGGAUUAAAAAAAAAAAAAAAAAAAAAAAAGAAGAAGAAUGUACAAUAUUAAAUGGUUCCGCGGAGGGUUGCUCCGUCGCUGCAGACGAUUAGGUAGAAGCGGGAGCAACGUUCGUGCGAGCACAAUCUGGAAACGUGGAAUUUAAUCGUAUAUUUUAGCGACCACUGUCGGAACGGAGUCCAUUGGUCCUUCGAGAUCGUACAAAAGACAUCCGGGCAUAGCUAGGCAAAGUCUCUGUAUCCAGAUAAGAAGUAACAAUUAAAGAUACGAAAAAGAGAGCGAUCUCGAACGACGGACUCGUUUCGUUCCGACCGGAGUCGAUACAAUUCGGAAUUCACCGCGUGUAUCGUCGACUCUCGCAGCCGUUCAGCAUAAUCUUAAGUUUAGUUUUCAGGACGAGAAAAAUUCCGUUCGUCGACGAAGAUUUUAAUAACGCGAUUCGAUGUAUGUUAUCGUACGUUCGUUCGGCAUCGAAUCUGAAUCGUGUACUUGAUUGCAGGUUCGAGCAUCGAACGUACCUCGUGUCUGUUCUUUAUUCAUGUCGUCUGUGCACAACCGACCGAAAGGGAUACUUGUAUAAUUUCCCUGUAAACGACUCGCACGACAUCACAUGAACAUUUUUUUGUAUCGUAUGCACUUGAGACAAAUAUAAUUUAAUUGGUUCUA
Messenger RNA from Hylaeus volcanicus, 4238 nucleotides. RefSeq names its product 5'-3' exoribonuclease 2 homolog (gene Rat1). Gene Ontology annotation, cellular component: nucleus. Gene Ontology annotation, biological process: nuclear-transcribed mRNA catabolic process. The transcript has 17 exons. The record is from RefSeq and is a predicted model, not a curated record. Bases 160 to 3015 code for a protein of 951 amino acids. Gene Ontology annotation, molecular function: 5'-3' RNA exonuclease activity; RNA binding. Lineage: Eukaryota; Metazoa; Arthropoda; Insecta; Hymenoptera; Colletidae.